UCAUUUGUCAUCAGUUUAAACUAACACGAAGCAGAAAGCAGAAGUCUAAGCACACGGAAAUAGCAGCCUGCAAUUCUGAUUAGCCUCUUGUUUAUACCACGCUGUGGUAAGCUAAGGCUGCACUGGCUCACUUAACCCUUCUGCAGGCACGAAUGUAGUAACUCUAGUCUCCCUUGGAGAAAGGAAGGAAGACCUUCCUCCACAGAGCCUAACAAGAGACACACAGAAGUAAUCCUGCAAACUACUGCCACCACCAUGAAGACAUCAAACGUUCUCGUUCUGAUCUCAGUCCUGCUUUUCAUCAAUGUCAGCACAGAAUGGCCUACGCACACAGUCUGCAAAGAGGACAACUUGGAAAUAUAUUACAAAAGCUGUGAUCCUCAGCAAGACUUUGCUUUCAGCAUUGACCGUUGUUCUGAUGUUGCAACCCACACCUUUAACAUCAGAGCUGCAUUGGUCCUAAGACACAGCAUCAAGGAACUGUACGUCAAGAUUGACCUGAUCAUAAAUGGGAAGACCGUGUUAACCUACUCGGAGACGCUUUGCGAGCCAGGCCAUUCUAAGCUUAUUUUCUGUGGAAAGCAGAAAGGAGAACACCUUUACUAUGAGGGACCAGUCACACUGGGAAUCCAAGAAAUCCCACAGGGAGACUACACUGUUUCAGCAAAGCUGACUAAUGAAGAUGGCGUCACUGUUGCUUGUGCUGAUUUUACCGUGAAAAAUUAUUUAGAGUAUUAUUAGUAGCAAAACAAUUUCAUGAAAGCUACAGACUACCAAAGCUAUUCAGUCCAAGGGAGCUGCUUGCAUGCUACAAUGAUUCUGAAGGAAAUAAGCCCCACAUGGUGGUUCUGAUGGUAUUCCUCUUCAUAAUUCACUAUUUUCAAGAAGUCACUAGACCCUCUAGUGGUAAUUUUAUCUCUAGAUGCACACUGUAGCUCACUUUUUGCUUCUAAUAUAUACAGCUGCAAGUAGAAAGUAUUUGACACCAACAUUUUCAUUUUGGGAUGAAAAUAGCAUGAAACAGAACAGGCAAGAACCUAAAUAUAAUUUUUUUGUUGCUUUUGCAGUAAGUUAUGGAGGGUUUCUAACACAUGCUAAAGAAGACUUUCAUAUGUAUCACAUAUUAUGCAUUUACAGCACUAAACACUGUCAGCCUCCCCUGGGGCGUGUCUGGAGCCUCCACUAGUAUAGCUUCUAUUAUAACCACGGAACAAAGACCAAAUAGGAUGAACAUGCUUUUUUUUUUUCCAGCGAUACAUGUCCUGUCACUGGAUUCAUAUCACUAGAAUCUGCUGGAGUCUACCUGGAAUUUUUUGUCCUUUAAUAUCUUUUAAGUGAUAUGUGAAACAUUCUGUAUCUAAGCUAUGUGGCCUUCUUGCUUCUCAAUAAACUCAUAAUUAAAGAAUA
Columba livia (rock pigeon) is the source of this 1407-nucleotide messenger RNA. It is a transcript of the gene LY86, whose product is annotated as lymphocyte antigen 86. The record is from RefSeq and is a predicted model, not a curated record. Gene Ontology annotation, biological process: positive regulation of lipopolysaccharide-mediated signaling pathway; innate immune response. The transcript has 5 exons. Bases 256 to 741 code for a protein of 161 amino acids. NCBI's taxonomy places the organism in Eukaryota, Metazoa, Chordata, Aves, Columbiformes, Columbidae.